AUAAACUUCGCCUUAAUUUUAAUAAUCAACACCCUCCUAGCCUUACUACUAAUAAUUAUUACAUUUUGACUACCACAACUCAACGGCUACAUAGAAAAAUCCACCCCUUACGAGUGCGGCUUCGACCCUAUAUCCCCCGCCCGCGUCCCUUUCUCCAUAAAAUUCUUCUUAGUAGCUAUUACCUUCUUAUUAUUUGAUCUAGAAAUUGCCCUCCUUUUACCCCUACCAUGAGCCCUACAAACAACUAACCUGCCACUAAUAGUUAUGUCAUCCCUCUUAUUAAUCAUCAUCCUAGCCCUAAGUCUGGCCUAUGAGUGACUACAAAAAGGAUUAGACUGAACCGAAU
Homo sapiens (human) is the source of this 346-nucleotide messenger RNA. Lineage: Eukaryota; Metazoa; Chordata; Mammalia; Primates; Hominidae. The record is from the annotation of a RefSeq genome assembly.